This is a messenger RNA of Orycteropus afer afer, 949 nucleotides long. It is a transcript of the gene DUSP2, whose product is annotated as dual specificity phosphatase 2. Lineage: Eukaryota; Metazoa; Chordata; Mammalia; Tubulidentata; Orycteropodidae. Gene Ontology annotation, cellular component: cytoplasm; nucleus. Gene Ontology annotation, biological process: protein dephosphorylation; negative regulation of MAPK cascade; endoderm formation. The record is from RefSeq and is a predicted model, not a curated record. Gene Ontology annotation, molecular function: MAP kinase tyrosine/serine/threonine phosphatase activity; protein tyrosine/threonine phosphatase activity.
UGCUAUGGGCCUGGAGGCAGCGUGUGAACUGGAGAGCAGUGCCCUGGGCGCGUUGCUCCGGGAGCCGCGGGAGGCUGAGCUCACGCUCCUGCUGGACUGUCGGCCCUUCCUGGCCUUCUGCCGGCGCCACGUGCGGUCCGCGCGGCCGGUGCCCUGGAACGCGCUGCUACGGCGCCGUGCGCGCGGCCCGCCCGCCGCGGCUCUCGCCUGCCUGCUGCCUGACCGCGCUUUGCGGGCGCGUCUGGACCGCGGGGAGCUGGCGCGGGCCGUGGUGCUGGACGAGGGCAGCGCCUCGGUGUCCGAGCUCGGAUCGGAUAGCCCAGCACACCUGCUGCUCACCGCACUGCUGCACGAGACUCGAGCCCUACCCACCGCUGUGUGCUUCCUUCGAGGAGGCUUUGACAGCUUCCAGGCCUGUUGUCCAGACCUGUGCUCUGAGUCCCCUGUCCUGGCGCUACCACCUACUGUGGCGGAAAACAGCCGUCCAGACCACAGGAUUCCCUUCUAUGACCAGGGUGGCCCUGUGGAGAUCUUGCCCUACCUCUUCCUGGGCAGCUGUAGCCACUCAUCAGACCUACAGGGGCUGCAGGCAUGCGGCAUCACAGCGGUCCUCAAUGUCUCUGCCAGCUGCCCUAACCACUUUGAGGGCCUUUUUCACUACAAGAGCAUCCCUGUAGAGGACAACCAGAUGGUGGAGAUUAGUGCCUGGUUCCAGGAAGCCAUAGGCUUCAUUGACUCUGUGAAGAACAGCGGAGGCCGAGUACUGGUACACUGCCAGGCGGGCAUCUCACGCUCUGCCACCAUCUGUCUAGCAUACCUGAUACAGAGCCACCGUGUGCGGCUGGACGAGGCCUUUGACUUUGUUAAGCAACGCCGUGGAGUCAUUUCACCCAACUUCAGUUUCAUGGGCCAGCUGCUGCAGUUUGAGACCCAGGUGCUGUGUCACUGA